AUGCCCAUACUUUUACCACAACCAACCGAAACUGAUUUCAAAGCUCGAUCAGUAGAAUUUUGGGAGAGGUGGAAUUUUCCAAACUAUGUGGGAGCCAUAGAUGGGAAGCAUGUCCGUGUUGUAUGUCCAGAAAAGUCAGGAUCUCUUUACUACAAUUACAAAAACUAUUUUUCGAUUGUUGAUGCCAAGUUUAAAUUUUUAGCUAUUGACGUAGGGUCAUAUGGGAAAGAGGGAGAUAGCGGAACAUUUUCAAAAUCUGCAAUGGGAAAACGGAUUUACUCAAAACAAUUUGGAUUACACGAAAAUACUCAACUCCCUGGUUCUGACAAAAGUUUACCAUACGUCAUAGUUGGAGAUGAAGCUUUCAAGUUAAAUACCCACAUUAUGAAACCUUACAAUAGAUCGCAAGCCAAGGAAGAUUUUGAAAAACAAAUCUUUAAUUAUAGAUUAUCUCGAGCAAGGCGCGUGUCUGAAAACGCAUUUGGACUUUUAAGUCAAAUAUUUAGAGUUUAUUACACACCUAUCGCAAUCAAGCCGGAAACUUGCGAUUUAUUAAUAACUGCUACAUGUUGUUUGCAUAAUUUAAUUCGCGAUUUUAGAUAA
This is a messenger RNA of Acyrthosiphon pisum (pea aphid), 603 nucleotides long. RefSeq lists its product as uncharacterized. NCBI's taxonomy places the organism in Eukaryota, Metazoa, Arthropoda, Insecta, Hemiptera, Aphididae. The transcript has a single exon. The record is from RefSeq and is a predicted model, not a curated record. Bases 1 to 603 code for a protein of 200 amino acids.